This is a messenger RNA of Pteronotus mesoamericanus, 2936 nucleotides long. RefSeq names its product serine peptidase inhibitor, Kunitz type 1 (gene SPINT1). Gene Ontology annotation, molecular function: protein binding; serine-type endopeptidase inhibitor activity. Lineage: Eukaryota; Metazoa; Chordata; Mammalia; Chiroptera; Mormoopidae. The record is from RefSeq and is a predicted model, not a curated record. Gene Ontology annotation, cellular component: plasma membrane. Gene Ontology annotation, biological process: epidermis development; extracellular matrix organization; epithelium development.
AUGUUUGGCCCUUUGUUCUGCACUCGUCCGUGUGUCCGGGUACGUGACCUCAUUAGCAGUCCCUCGGGCCGUGGGUCUGGCGGCCGGGUCUCCUAGGGUGCUCCGGCUCCCCAGUCCUCCCCUGCACUUCCUCUGGGCCGGCCCGCCCCCCUUGAAGUCUCCCCGGCUGAUCCGGUUCCCCGGCUGAUCCAGUGUGCCUCCUCCUCUGUCUCCUCCUCUCUCUCAGGCCGCAAGCACCGUCGGAGCCCAGAGGCCAGCACUGUGAAGGUGACCGCCCUGGGCAGGAGGGCGAGGGCCCCUGUGAGGACGAUGGCUGGCCCUCCCCUGUCCAAGGCCCGCAUCCCCGCAGUCACCUUAUGGCUCCUGUGUGCGCUCUGCCUCCCCGGCACCGAGGCCGGGCCGGCGCCCACGCCCCCCGCGGAGCCCGAGGGAGCCGCCUGCCUGGACCGCUUUACCCCCGGGGUACCCGCUUUUGUGCUUGACACCGAUGCCUCGAUCAGCAACGGGGCCACCUUCCUGGGCUCUCCCACCGUGCGCCGCGGCCGGGACUGCGUGCGCGCCUGCUGCACCACCCAGAACUGCAACCUGGCGCUGGUGGAGCGGCAGCCCACCGGCGAGGAGGACGCCGUAGCCUCCUGCUUCCUCAUCAACUGCCUCUACGGGCAGAACUUUGUGUGCAAGUUUGCGCCCAGGGAGGGCUUUGUCAACUACCUCACAAGAGAGGUUUACCGUUCCUACCGCGAGCUGCGGACCCACGGCUUUGGAGGGUCCGGGUUCACCAUGCUCUGGGCAGGCAUAGACUUGAAGGUACAACCCCAGGAACCUCUGGUGCUGAAGGGUGUGGAGAAUACAGAUUGGCGCCUACUGCAGGGUGACCCGGAUGUCAGGGUGGAGAGGAACAAUUUGGACCAGGUGGAGUUAUGGGGACUCAAGGAAGGCACCUACCUGUUCCAGCUGACCUUGGCCAACUCAAACCAGCCAGAGAACAUGGCCAACAUCACAGUCACUGUUCUUUCCACCAAGCAGACAGAAGAAUAUUGCCUCGUAACCAAAAAGGUGGGCCGCUGCCGUGGUUCCUUCCCCCGCUGGUAUUACGACCCAGGAGAACAGAUGUGCAAGAGUUUCGUUUAUGGAGGUUGCUCGGGCAACAAGAACAAUUACCUUCGGGAGGAAGAGUGCAAGCUAGCUUGCCUCGAUGUGCAAGGUCCCUCCAAGGAAAGGCAUCACACAGAGUGCUCUGGAACCUGCCACCCCACUGAGUUCCACUGCAGCGAUGGCUGCUGCAUCGACAGCUUUUUGGAGUGUGACGGCACUCCUGACUGCUCUGAUGCCUCCGACGAGGCCACAUGUGAAAAAUACACCAGAGGCUUUGAAGAGCUCCAGAACUUCCAUUUCCCCAGUGACAAAGGGCACUGCGUGGACAUGCCAGACACGGGCAUCUGCAAGGAGAGCAUCCCUCGCUGGUACUACAACCCCUUCACUGAACACUGUGCCCGCUUUACCUAUGGCGGUUGUUAUGGAAACAAGAACAACUUUGAAGAGGAGCAGCAGUGUCUUGAGUCCUGUCGUGGCAUCUCCAAGAAGGACGUGUUUGGUCUGCGGCGGGAAAGCCCCAUUCCCAGCGCAGGCUCCGUGGAGACGACCAUUGCAGUGUUCCUGAUUGUCUGUAUCGUGGUGGUGGUGGCCAUCCUGGGGUACUGCUUCCUCAAGAACCAGAGAAAAGGCUUCCACAGAUACCGCCACGGCCACCGCCACCCCCCGCCCUCUACCCCUGCCAGCUCCACGGUCUCCACCACUGAGGACACAGAGCACUUGGUCUAUGACCACACCACCCGACCUCUCUGAGCCCGGGGCUGCCUUGGCCUUUUGGCCUAGGGCUCUCAUGGGCUCUUGCCAACUCUCACCUGGCCCUGCUUCCUCCUUACCAAGAAGGAGGCCUGGACCGGGAAAGAUUUUGGGGCCAGACCCCUCCUGCCUGUUUCCCAGGCCUCUCUGCCUCAGAGGCCAGGGCUCUAGCCCCUCUCAGAGAUGUCUCAGCUAAGCUCGGGCCACUUGUUCCUGAGAAAACUCUAGUGUCUGAGAGGAGCAGAAAACCUUUGAGCCAGGAGUUCUACAUAUAGAUGGCCCUGCCUUGCCUAGGAUUUAAGAGGAAGUUGGAGGUUUGUUUCCUGUUCAGAGCUGCUGCCCUGCACCGUGCGGUUGGGAAGGGGCCUGAGCAGUGUCAGAAGCUGGAGGCCCACCCCUGUCCUCCAGAGCCACCCCUCCUGCUCUGCACAGCCCAGAGCUGGGGUAAGGAGCUCCCUAUAUAUUUUGUGCUGUACAGAGUUGCUUAUUGUUUAUUUAAUACUGUGGGGGUAGGUGAGAGAUCGAUGGACAGUGGUUGUCUGGCCUCUGCUGCUUCCUGUCCUUCUCCCGAGAACAAGCCCCAGCUUGGCCUGACCUAGCACAUGGAGCCAGAGCUGCUGUAUCCUCCCAGCCCUCCCCAGGGCUCCCUCGGACACCGCACCCCUGCCAGCUCCCCCGCUUCCCAUAGGCCCCAGUCCACCCACAGUGUAAUAAAAUGGUUUGUUCUGUGAGGCUUCCGCCUCUGCUCUGUGGGCCAGGAGAGGGACCCAGCUCAGCUUCUGGGGGGAGAUGUGACUGCCCAGUCCAACCGGUUCAGGCUUUGGCCACCCUGUUUAGCAGGUUUUCCCACCCUUCCCGAAACUGCCUCAGCCCCUGAGGGUGGAGAGAAGUGCCAAGUUUGACCACCAGAGGGGAGGGGUAGGAGGGCCACGGGAGUAGGGGGCCCAGGGAAGCUGCAGUGCUGCUCUGUCGUAUGUCUUUGUCGCUGGAGCAAGUCUUCACUACAGUGUGUAGUUGAAGACAGGAAGUGUGGGCACGCAGACUUGAGCCCUGGUUCUUGUCUUCACUCCCUUUGGUGUGGGGUCUAGGGA